AUGUCAGCACCAUUUGAAAUUAGCAAUGGAUUAAGUAUUAGAUUAAAAUCAAAAAAGGGAUAUCUAGCAGUUAUUAAUGGUCAAUUGGCAAGUAAUGGUAGUGCAAAUAAAACAUCAGAAUGGAUAGUUACCAAUGUUGGUGGAUCGAUUUAUACUUUAAAGAAUGGAGAUGAUCAAUAUUUGGGUAUUAGUGCACAGUUGGAAUCGAUUUGUGAUGCCGAUACAGAGAGUACUGCUAGAUUAGAGUUUGUUUGGUUGCCAAGUGGUCGGUUAUGCAUGAUGUCUGACUCGUUUAGAAACCAAAAGAAUCGUACGGGGAAUGUCGGUCCACACGUCGGAGUCGAUCCAAAGGGUGAUAUGAUUGGUAAUGCAGGUCGUGGUGAAUGGGGUCAAUUCGAAGCUGUAAAGAGUGAAUCGACUGUUUCUGCCGCUGCUGCUGCAGUAAAGAAACCUGCUGCUGCUGCUGCACCUGCAAAAGGUGCAUCUAAUCAACUUGGUCAAUCAGCUGUAUUGUCGGCACCAGGUAGCUCGGCAUUACAAUUAUUAGCCAACUUUACCAAACACCGUGAAAUGUUUGGUACUGGUAACUAUGUAAUUGAACAAAAACCAACUAAAAAGGUGAAAGCUUGCUUGACAGUCGACUUGAAGCUACCCAACCUAAAAGUCACGAGAUGGAGUAUCGUCGCACCCGCUCCACCCUCACCUUUGCAAACACAAAACAUUACAGGUGCAUCACUCAAGGUGUAUGAUGUGACUGGCACCAAGUUGCUGAGUGGCGGAGACAUGAUCCAGGGUACCAACGGUCACUACAUGUUUAGAUGUUUGGCACGCGGUGCUCCACACCAAGUCCAAAUCAAAUACGAGAUUGAAGCUCAAUUGUACAGCAUUGCACUCAAGCAAGCUGGACCAGGUGACUUUGUACCCAUGACUAUCCCACUGUCUGGCGAGCAACGUGCAUACCAUCUCAAACCAACCACACUCAUGAACUUUAACGACACAGGGUUUGGUCAAUGGGUACACUCUAACCAAUUACAUCCAAUGCUCAUGUCGGACGGUUCAGUCGAGUCUGCACUAUGCUAUGCGUACCGUGUAUUCCUCUUUAUCAAGAUACACUUUUCCUAUGUCUUUGCUAAAGAUGUCAAAGGCACUAGAAAGGCGUCCGAGACUAUUGGCUACCGCUUCACUGAUUGCGGUGGUUUCUCUAUUCUCUUUGGUGCCAUUUUAAGAAUGCACGGUAUUCCAAGCAGAUUGUUGUUUGGUCGUUGGGCAAAUACACCAAAAGAAGGUCAAAACGUUCACGUUGUUGGAGAGUUUUAUGCCGACGGUGUUGGAUGGAUCCCAUUCGACUCUGCUUCUUCCAUUACAGGUGACAAUCAAGAACCAUACACCAAAUUCUUUGGCAAGGGUAAUGGUAACCUUAUCGCCAUGCAUUUGGAUCAUAAUAUCGCUGGUAUCGAUACUGUUAUUGACGGAUCCAAACAAAUCGAAUUCUGUCAAGGAAUUGCUUUCUGGGCAGAUGGUGAAGGUAAUUUUAAUAAUCAAUCUCUUGAUCAAAAAUGGGUUGUUAAUCCAAUUGAAAAUUAA
Molecule: messenger RNA, 1584 nt
Organism: Cavenderia fasciculata
Lineage: Eukaryota; Evosea; Eumycetozoa; Acytosteliales; Cavenderiaceae
Exons: 2
Coding region: 1-1584 (527 amino acids)
Source: RefSeq, a predicted model, not a curated record